AUGUCGAACAAGGAAAUCAAAAACAAUAUCAAAGUGCUUGCAGCCAACUCCCACCCGGAAUUGGCAAACCUUAUCUGCAAGAGGUUGAACGUGAAGCAGUCGGACAUCGAAGCCAUCCAGUUUGUUAACAAGGAGAGCACGGUCAUUGUGCGUGAAUCUUUAAGAGACGAGGAUGUUUACAUCAUCCAGACGGGGUGUGGAGGCUUUGAGAAGCUCAACGAUUACAUAAUGGAGCUUCUUUUGAUGGUACACGCAUGCACUCAAGCGUCGGCAAGAUCGAUCACGGCCGUCAUACCUAACUUUCCCUAUGCUAGACAGGACCGGAAGGACAAGAGCAGGGUGCCGAUCAGCGCCAAACUCAUUGCAAACCUCCUCACAACUUCCGGCUGUGACCAUGUCAUAACAAUGGACUUGCACGCUUCCCAAAUCCAGGGGUUUUUCAGCAUACCCGUUGACAACCUAUAUGCGGAGCCGAACGUGCUCAAAUGGAUCAAAGACAACUACAAGGACACAAACAACGUGAUGAUGGUGUCGCCUGACGCCGGUGGAGCCAAGAGAGUGGCAUCCUUGGCAGACAAGUUGGACACGCAGUUUGCGUUGAUACACAAGGAGAGAGCCAAGGCCAACGAGGUGAGUAGAAUGGUUUUAGUUGGUGACGUCAAGGGGAAGAGCUGUAUUUUAGUAGACGACAUGGCAGACACGUGCGGUACUCUCUGCAAGGCGUCGGACAUCCUUCUUGCAGAAGGUGCCAAGGAAGUCAUUGCCAUUGUCACCCACGGGAUUUUCAGCGGGAAUGCCAUCGAGAGGUUGAAUGGUAGCUCUUUGAAAAAGAUUGUCUGUACCAACUCCAUGCCAUUGAGCGAACACGUCAAGCAAUGUCCAAUAUUGGAGAUUGUAGACAUAAGUCCGAUUCUGGCAGAGGCCAUAAGAAGACUACACAACGGUGAAUCCAUAUCAUAUCUUUUCAAUAAUGUUGUGGUAUGA
Pichia membranifaciens NRRL Y-2026 is the source of this 984-nucleotide messenger RNA. RefSeq lists its product as hypothetical. Gene Ontology annotation, cellular component: ribose phosphate diphosphokinase complex; cytoplasm. Lineage: Eukaryota; Fungi; Ascomycota; Pichiomycetes; Pichiales; Pichiaceae. Gene Ontology annotation, molecular function: ribose phosphate diphosphokinase activity; magnesium ion binding. The record is from RefSeq and is a predicted model, not a curated record. Bases 1 to 984 code for a protein of 327 amino acids. The transcript has a single exon. Gene Ontology annotation, biological process: 5-phosphoribose 1-diphosphate biosynthetic process; ribonucleoside monophosphate biosynthetic process; purine nucleotide biosynthetic process.